Molecule: messenger RNA, 2097 nt
Organism: Paramuricea clavata
Lineage: Eukaryota; Metazoa; Cnidaria; Anthozoa; Malacalcyonacea; Plexauridae
Source: the annotation of a GenBank genome assembly
AUGGCGUUUCGAGUCACCAGUGGAACAGAUGGUGACAUAAAAAAACUCAAACUUGAAAACGACGCUUGGAGUUGCAACAUGGGUCGUGGUUUUAAUUUUCGACUCUUGUAUCGAGUCGUUUUCUUUUCCUUCUGUCUGAUUUUCGCCUGUUUUUAUCAUGGUGGUGGUUCAGAGUAUGACAGGCGAGAAAAUAAAGUAAAGAAAUUAAAAGAUGAAUUCAAAGAUAAACCCUUGAAUGUUGACGUUUCUCUCGAACAAGACGAACGCGUCUCUAACUUGAUAGAAAAUGCGAAACAAAUUGAUGGCCGCAAGGCGCGGAAGAAAACUGAUCUUUCAAAGAUAGUUAGAAAAGGUAAUUUUGAAAAUGUGACAAUGUUAGCAUUUCAGAAGGAGUAAUUGUAAACCAUAAUUUAUUUUAUAGGAACUCCGAUGAAAACACUCCGAAGUGAAAGAAUACAAAAGAGCCCAGUACUGCCUUUUUCAACUCCAUCGCCGUCUGAGGUAAACGUUCCACGCAAAGAAUCGACAACCAUCUCCCAUUCAAAUGAGACAGAAUGGAAAAACGAUGGCAGUAAAAAUAUAUCUUUAUUGGGGAAAAAAAUGUUUCACCAGAAUUACUUCAGAGAAACAGCCAAAAGAGAAACGUUCGCUUCAUUCACAACUCAACAUCUCCGAAGCAGACGUGAAAUUGAUGCGAUCUUGGAAAGUCCAACCGAAUGCGCCAAUUUUACCUUUACUAUAAAGUAUGAAGAUAUCUACAGAGUUUGGAACAACUUCUCAAUGAUGUACCAAAGCCGAAUGUACCGUUAUAACGAGUACAGAGUUACGGACGAUGAUCUACAAGUUUGUAAUUCUUCUGACCCUCUUAUUAAACAAAGAUGGCCGGGUCUGGUUGCUCGGGAAAAAAAAGUGUUGGCUUCCAAAUAUUGUAAUGUAUCCGUAGUUGUAUUUUACAACUCCAAUUACACAUUAUACAGAAAUCUUUCUGUUUUCUUCAAACCCACUCAGCAGAGUUUCACAAGGCAAGAUUACGGAGUGACUUUUGGAUAUUUUGCAAUUUGUUCGGCAAAGCUUAGUCUGUCCUACAAUAAUUCUUUGGUUAAAGACGGUAAACCUCAUAUAUGGGAAGAAAAAAACUUAAGAACCACAUCAACCGAGUAUACCCUGGAAGAUCUAUUAAUAUGCAUCCAUUCAAUCAUCAAUAUAAAAUACGAUGAUGAAUACAAAGUUCGGACAGACUUUUCAAUACUCUAUAAGAACAAGAUGUACGAUUAUACCGAGUAUCGAGUUCUGAAUGAUAGCAUAAAGAUUUGUAACUCUACUGAUAACUACGUAAGGAAUAUUUGGAAAGUACGCAAUAAAAGGGUAAAGUUGACAAUGCAUUAUAAAAGUUGCAAUGAACCCAUUAAAGACUUUUUGUCACACCGACAGUAUUAUACUGUGAAUAAGCAGUUCACUGUAUAUUUCGUAACCACGAGUCAAUAUUUCAAAAGAAAUGACUAUGGGGUGCAGUACGGUAAACCAGCAAUAUGCCAAGAAAAGUUCAAACCCACAUCAACAGAGUAUACCCAGGAAGAUCUAUUAAUGUGCAACGACUCAAUCAUCAAUAUAACAUACGAUGAUGAAUACAAAGUUCGGACUGACUUUUCAAUACUCUAUAAGAACAAUGUGUACGAUUAUACUGAGUAUCGAGUUCUAAAUGAUAGCAUAAAGAUUUGUAACUCCACUGAUAACUACGUACGGAAUAUUUGGAAACUACGCAAUAAAUGGGUAAAGGCGAAAAUGCAUCAAAAAGGUUGCAGUAAACCCAAUAGAGAGUCAUUGUUGAAUCAAAAGUAUUACACUGUGAAUAAGCAGUUCACUGUUUAUGACGCACCUUGGAGUCAAUAUUUCACAAGAAAUGAGUAUGGGGUGCACGACGGCAAACUUCAUAUAUGCAAAGAAAAGUUCAAACCCACCUCAACAGAGUAUACCCGGGAAGAUCUAUUAAUGUGCAACGAUUCAAUCAUCAAUAUAAAAUACGAUGAUGAAUACAAAGUUCGGACUAACUUUUCAAUACUCUAUAAGAACAAGGUGUACCAUUAUACUAAGUAUUGA